This is a messenger RNA of Nannizzia gypsea CBS 118893, 2007 nucleotides long. RefSeq lists its product as hypothetical. The transcript is spliced from 2 exons. The record is from RefSeq and is a predicted model, not a curated record. Gene Ontology annotation, biological process: regulation of transcription by RNA polymerase II. Gene Ontology annotation, molecular function: RNA polymerase II cis-regulatory region sequence-specific DNA binding; DNA-binding transcription factor activity. Bases 1 to 2007 code for a protein of 668 amino acids. Lineage: Eukaryota; Fungi; Ascomycota; Eurotiomycetes; Onygenales; Arthrodermataceae.
AUGCUGCAAAACUAUUCAUUCCCACCCGAGCCAGAGAGCUCCAAGGAUAUAGCCUCUUUCGCUUCAAGAAGACACCUUGCCCCGAGACCAAUUGCACCUGCGCCUACGGGCGGAAGGGGCUACCAUCGAAGAGGCCUCAGUCUUGACCAGGGUGUGGCGCGACACCAGCAGAAUGCAUCAACAUAUGGACAGGAGAUGCAUGAUUGGUCUCGAUGGCUGGAUAUAGGAGAUUAUAAUAUCAACCUUGUCCCGGGGGCUCAGCGCCCAAUAACACCACUCCAGCAAAUUGAGAACAUCGACUCUUCCUUAUUAACGCCAGCAACGACACCAUGUUGGAAGCCGUCAACUGUGUUUCCACGAAACUGCAGAACUGCUCAAUCCUCUCCUACAAAAAGAGUUCCUCCACCCCUUCUUCCUCGAAAUGGAGAGUCAAUGCAAAGAGCAAAGUCAUUCCAAGGCUCCGAGAACGGCUACCAUCACCGACAUCACAGUCUCCAAUGUUCUCAAGGGUUUGAAGGUCCUCCUGAGUUUCAGCUACCUGAAUCUCUCGAAUCAAAAAUACCAACGACGGAUGACGAUAUUUUUACGGACUUGAACUUCGACUCUGUCGAUAAUUCGGAUCCUUUCACUUUGGGAGGCCUACCAUCACCAACUAUGACUUCAUUCUCAUCACAACCCGAGCUUCCGAAAGACUGCACAGCAGAGCUCCCUGAUCAGAAAACAAAGAAGGUCCCAAUUGCUCCAGCCCCAGCUGCCGCAUUGCCAACAAGGCCAAGGCCAGCCACCUCAAGUGGAGCUACUUCUCCAAUCAAGGCAGCAUUAGCACCUCGUGUAGUGACGAUCGCCGACCUGAAGCUUGAUGCAAGCAUCGACGCCUCCCUGGAGGAAACUGGGAUCACUCUUGAGGAUAUAUGCGGAUAUAUCGAGGGUCCCGACCCGAUAGAUAAUAAAUGGAUAUGCACCUUUGAUGGAUGCAUGAAGAGAUUUGGGCGGAAAGAAAACAUAAAAUCUCAUGUUCAAACACAUCUCGGCGACAGGCAAUUCAAGUGCAAUCAUUGCAACAAGAGUUUUGUCCGAGGCCAUGACCUGAAAAGACAUGCGAAAAUCCACACCGGCGUGAAACCAUACCCCUGUGACUGUGGAAACAGUUUCGCAAGACAUGAUGCUUUAACUAGGCAUAAGCAACGUGGGAUGUGUAGCGGUGCAUUCGUUGGUGCUGUGAGGCGGGCAGAGCGACGUGGUAGGCCAAGGAAAGAGAGACCCAAACAAGGAGAGAGACGCGAGAAAGCAACAAGAGCACGGCAACGAGAGAAGAGAAAAGCAGCUAGCCCAGCAAUCCAAGAACAUUCAUCAAGUUCAUCGGCACCGUCACCAGAGAGUGAAAAUUUUGAGGCUCCAAGCACUAGAGAUCAUAGUCCCGCCAAGGAUAUGUUAUUCCUCGAUAUGGAAUCAAUCUCCUUACCUCCUGAUGUUUUCACAUUUACGCCUCCUGCUUCUCCUAGCUAUAGCACAGGCAAUAUCGGUUCACCUGCCCGCAGUUAUUAUUCCGCUUCCCAGGAACCAGAAGAAACACCACUCUGCUUGUCACCCUCAAAACGAUAUCUCGCCGAUAUUCCAGAAGAGAUCAUUGAGCCUCCAUCCCUUGACUGUGGAUCUCCCACACCUGUGAAGCGUGAAAUCAAAAGGGAUCUGGUUGGAUCCCCAUGCCGAACUAUCUGGCCAACCAACCAUGUGUCCACACUUACUGAGGAUUCAAGUGGAACUGAAUUUGAUGAUGUCUUUUCAAGCCAUGCAAGCACAUCAGCCUUUGACCCCGACCAACUUCCUCCUUUGGGCCCUCAGUCAACAACAGGGAUAUCAGAAUCUGGAUCUUCGCAGUAUGAUGAUGAAUUGUUCCUGAGCCACUUGAAUAGCGAAGCCCCGAAUCUCGACAAUGACUAUUUCCCCUUAUCUUUGUCACCAAGCACUGAUUCUUUCUUUGACUCGUUCACGACAGAGUUGAAAUAA